AUUGACCUUCCUGUAUGGUUGAGGAGCCCCAGCUUCAAGCUCUAUUCAUUAAUUUUUGGCGUUAAUCUGGAAGAAAUGGCAGAUCCUGAUCUCACACAUUACAAAAAUCUAGCCGAAUUUUUCUGUCGUCCGAUUAAACCAGAAAAAAGACCUGUCGACACCUCUGCAACGCUCUGUGCUCCAUGUGAUGGCAAGGUUUUAAAGUUUGGUAUCGUCGAAGAAGAUGGUGGGAUAGAGCAGGUGAAAGGAAUAACGUACAAAGUUGAUGCUUUGCUUGGCACACACGAUGCGCCAAAAGUCGAAGCUCCUCCUCAACAGUUCGAUCUAGAAAGGACACGAAAAGAGGCCCAUUUUAUUGACUUACAUGGAGAUGUCAAGACCCUGACAUAUAAAAAGGAGGGCGACCAGUCUUUUGUUCAUCCGUCGACUUCUCGUAUUUUGUCUGUUUCAAGAACACUUGUCGGCGCUGAAGGGCACAAAGAAUCCAAUAGAUUGUUUUACGCAGUUAUAUACCUAGCACCCGGUGACUACCAUAGAUUUCACUCGCCCGUGGAAUGGGUGGCAACAUUGAGGAGACAUUUUGUUGGUCAAUUAUAUUCAGUUGCACCAUACUUUCAAAGGACUUUACAAAACCUAUUUAUAUUAAACGAAAGAGUUGCAAUUCUUGGUUACUGGAAAUAUGGCUUUUUCAGUAUGACUCCUGUCGGGGCGACAAAUGUUGGCUCCAUAAAGUUGAAUUUUGACACCCAUCUUGCAACGAAUGAAGUUUACGAACAUGAAAUAUAUUUUAAAGACAAAUUAAACCAAGCGUUAACCGAAAAAUACAAGGUCCAGGAGCGCAAGAAGUUGAAGAGGGAUACCUGUUAUGAAGCGACUUAUGCGAAUGCCUCAAAGAUACUUCAUGGAAUUCCAUUAUUUCGAGGAGAGGAAAUGGGCGGCUUUAAACUUGGAUCUACGAUCGUAUUGGUCUUUGAAGCGCCUCCAAAUUUCCAGUUUGAUCUCCAGGAAAAUCAGCAGGUGCUGAUGGGACAAGGCAUUGGUAGAAUAGAAAAUUAAGUAGGUCUCAUCUCAAUUCCUUUUCA
Molecule: messenger RNA, 1082 nt
Organism: Ogataea polymorpha
Lineage: Eukaryota; Fungi; Ascomycota; Pichiomycetes; Pichiales; Pichiaceae
Exons: 1
Coding region: 76-1056 (326 amino acids)
Biological process (GO): phosphatidylethanolamine biosynthetic process
Cellular component (GO): mitochondrion
Molecular function (GO): phosphatidylserine decarboxylase activity
Source: RefSeq, a predicted model, not a curated record